This is a messenger RNA of Nothobranchius furzeri (turquoise killifish), 1916 nucleotides long. RefSeq names its product ankyrin repeat and SOCS box containing 15a (gene asb15a). Lineage: Eukaryota; Metazoa; Chordata; Actinopteri; Cyprinodontiformes; Nothobranchiidae. Gene Ontology annotation, biological process: intracellular signal transduction. Gene Ontology annotation, molecular function: protein binding. The record is from RefSeq and is a predicted model, not a curated record.
ACAAACGUACAAUAACAUUAGAAUCGUGAAAUUUAAAAGUAGGCAUGAAACAUGACUCCAGAGUAAAAAGAGCAUCUGGUUAAAAGAGAGGCUGUGCUUUGAGCAAUGAACACAUUUGAGGAAAAUGAAGAUGAAGCACUCAACAGCUACAUCAUCCAACUUGGUAUUCAUGAUUCCUGCCAAGAUGCAUUACUAAAAUCAACUGCCAGUUUAAAAGGUGGAACUGAUGAAAAUAUCAGAGUCCUGGCAGCCAUCAAGCAAGGUGACGUCUCGGUGCUCAGAGGAAUGCUCAAACACACUUUUGCCUUCAGAGAGUCAGACAGUCGUGGCUGGCUUCCCCUCCAUUGGGCUGCAUCCCAGCCAGUCCUGGAGGUUCUGGAGACCGUUCUGAAAUCUCAGGGGUCCAGUCUGGAGGAGAGGACGGGUAUUGGAGGAGAGACGCCACUGACACUGGCAGUGAAAUCAGGACUUUGGCAUAAUGUGAAGAUCCUGCUGGAGCACGGGGCAUCACCUCACAAUACCAACAUCAGAAAUGAGACACCACUGCUGCUGGCAGUCAAGGCUGUGUCUUACAAGCUGACUAACACACUGGUGGCUCACGGCGCGUGGAUAGAGCAGAUUUGCCAGAAGAGGUGGACUGCCAUGCAUGAGGCGGCCAAGGUGGGGAAUGUGGACAUCCUGAUGGUGCUGCUGAGAAAUGGUGGGCAGGUCAAUCAGAAGGAUGUGAUGGGAAUGACGCCAAUAGCUGUGGCUGCUGAACACGGACAUCUCCAUGUCGCUGAGAUACUGCUGAACUGUGGCAGUAAAGUCAACUCUCAGGCUUGCAAUGGGGAAAGUGUUCUGAUGGAAGCAGCUGGAUCAGGGAAAACUGCUUGUAUUCAGUUGUUGCUGGACAACGGAGCAGAUGCAAACCUUCCCAGUAAUUCUGGACAUCUACCAGUUCACAAGGCUGCAUAUGCUGGGCACUACAAUGCCUUGAAAAUGCUAAUCCCAGUCACCAGUAAGAAGGCCAUUAAAGACGCAGGUCAGAGUCCGGUCCACUCUGCUGCAGAUGGAGGCCAGAGCCACUGCCUGCAGCUCCUGCUAGCCUGUGGCUUUGAUGUCAACUACCGCAUGAGCAAAAGAAACUCUGAAAACUAUCAAGACUUGAGGAGAAGUUCCUUGUAUUUUGCCGUCUCCAAUGCAGAUGUGGAGUGCACUAGAAUCCUGCUGGCAGCAGGAGCAAAGACCAACUUGGAUCCCCUGCACUGCCUCCUGGUGGCGGUCAGGUCUGGGUGUUAUGAGAUUGUGAAGCUGCUGCUGGCAGCCAAGGCAGAUGUAAACUGUUACUUCACAGUGGUGAGUGACACAGUGUUUCCCACAGCGCUACAGUACUGCCUGAAGGAUGAGGUGAUGAUGCGACUGUUGCUUAACAAUGGCUACAAUGUAGAGAGAUGCUUUCGCUGUCACCAUGACAACUCACAUGAUGGCUUUGAAGAAAUGGAUUUGAAAAUUUCUUUCUGUGAGUUCAUCAGUCUCUGCUGCCUGAAACAUCUGUCUGGGACUGUGGUCCGGAUUUUACUUGACUAUGUCAACCAGGUCCAUCUCUGCUCUAAACUCAGAUUCAUCUUGGAAAAGCAGAGACAGUGGCCUGAGAUCUGCAAAGUCCUCUGCAGUCCUCGCUCUCUCGGGCAUCUCUGUAGACUGAAGGUCAGGAAGUGUUUGACCACGAAGAGACUCAACAACCCUGAAAUCCUGAACUCUGAUCUCUUUCCUCCAAGGCUGAAGCGCUUCAUUUUGUAUGAGGACCUGAACCUUUACGGCCCGGAGCAUAAAUCAGUCAUGUGAAGAUCAGCAGAAGCUUUCAUCAGACAGAUUCUCCUGCAGCUGCAAAUCUUUUUCAUUUCUUGUUUGUUAAUAAAAAAUUGUUUAACUUG